UAUCUGAUGCGUUCAUUGGCUCUGCGCCUGUAAUAAUGACCAAUGCGGUUCGUUUUUGCUGUCAGUUGCGAAAGCCCGAGGUUUCCACGACAACAACUCACAAACAAGCGAACCUGCAGUAGUUUCCUGCUUUCUUUCGUUAGCGAGUACAUUUAUAUCGCACAAGCCGAACAAACCCUUGCAGCAACGUAAAGGAUGUCAGCCACGCGGCAGCGACGCAACAUCUCUCACAGCCACCAUCAGAGGAUGAUCCUGGAGAGCCGCAGACAGGAUGAAAUUCGUGAGGAUCAGAGCAAACGUGUGGCCAAAGAGCGGCUGCUGCAGGCAAACCUCCAGAGUGAAGAGAGAGUCGAGCAAAAGCGCUUUCUCCGCAGACUGCAAGAUGAAGAAUAUGGGAAGCACAUCGAGGAGACACUUCUCGUGGCAGAGAGGGAGAGAGAGUUCAAACAGAAGCAGCUUGAACAGGAGGAGAGGAUCGCCCAGGAACUGGCCAGAAUUAAUUAUGAGAAACUCAGAGAUGAAAAGAUGAGGCAACACAUUAAGGAGAACAGUGCUGAGCUUCGAGAGCUAGAGUUAAAGCUCAAGUCGGCCUACAUGAACAGAGAGCGGGCAGCACAGAUAGCUGAAAAGGAGGCCAUGCAAUAUGAAACAUUGAGACAAGAAGCUGCUAUUGGACGUAAAAUAAAGGAUGAGCUUGAGCGGGCAGAGGUGGAGAAUGAAAAACAGGAACAGAAGAGGCAUGAGGAGGUGAUCCGAUACCAGCAAGAUCUUGAGCAGCAGCUUGAAGAGAAGGAGCGCAAGAGGCAGGAGGCGUAUGAGGAGUUUAUCAAGGAGAAACUCGUGGUAGAUGAAAUAGUGAGGAAGAUCUACGAGGAGGAUCAGAUGGAGCGCCAGUUACGACUUGAGAAGGUUACAGCCACUCAGAGGUACAUUGACGAAUUUAAAAAGCAGCAAGCGGAGUGGAGACGUAUGGAGCGAGAAAAGAUGGAGGCAGAGAACAGGCGCAUCCUUGAAUAUGCUCGCUACCAGCAGAUUAAGGAGGAGGACAGAAUGGCCAAAGUUAGAGAACGGGAGCAGGCGAAAGAAACCCUGCACAAAAUGCUCUCAGAGCAGAUUGAUAUGGAAAGAAGACAGCGUGAGGAGAUGGAGCGUGUCCGUGAGGAACUCUAUUUGGAAGAGCAGGCUGAGGCGGCAAGACAACAAGAAAUCGAAGAGAUGGAGAAGAGGAUCCGGCAACGCCUAGAACUGCAGCAGACGUGUCAGGAGAUGAUGGCCUUCAAGCAGUUGCGUAUACAGGCUGAAAAAGAGGAAGAAGAGGCAUUUAGACAGAUGAUGAUGGCCAAGUUUGCAGAGGAUGACCGCAUUGAGCAGAUGAAUGCUCAAAAGCGUCGCAUGAAACAACUAGAACACAAAAGGGCUGUGGAGAAGCUGCUGGAAGACAGGAGACAGCAAUACUUGGCUGAACAGGAGAGAGAGGCACAGGAGAGAGCAAUGGAGGAGGAGAGAGAAUCUCAGCGUAGACAGAUCAUUGAAGAAGAGAGACAGAAGCUCCUCAAAGAGCAUGCUACGAAACUGCUGGGAUACCUACCAAAGGGUAUUUUCAGAGAAGAUGAUAUGAAGCACUUUGAUGAGGAUUUUAGAAACAAUUUCAAACGACAACAGGCCGAUGUUUUCUCUGAUGAGGGUUGGGGGGAUGAUUAGCCAUCCCUAAAUUAAUGUGAUGAACACUGUGGUAAAUUUUCUUUGUUUAGUGCUCAGUGCUCGUUUAAAAGUUUCCAGCAGGUAUUAGAUAUAUAGACUAUUUCACAAACUAUUGGAAACCUUUUAUCAGAAAUUAAAAAUUAUCUUGAAUACAUUUUACAAUAUCUUCAAACUGUAUAGUGUGUUAAAUGUAAUGUUUCAGCUAGUGAUUCAUUUAUGACAAAAGAUUGGCAUUAAAAUAUACUACCUAUUA
Molecule: messenger RNA, 1954 nt
Organism: Misgurnus anguillicaudatus (oriental weatherfish)
Lineage: Eukaryota; Metazoa; Chordata; Actinopteri; Cypriniformes; Cobitidae
Gene: mns1
Product: meiosis-specific nuclear structural 1
Biological process (GO): cilium organization
Cellular component (GO): motile cilium
Source: RefSeq, a predicted model, not a curated record